ACAGCCCUUUGUAUGUUAGUGGGAAUACUCAUAUUCCCCGCCGGUUGGGACGCAUCGAUCGUCAGAGAGGUUUGCGGCAAUGAAGCGGACAAUUACGGUAGCGGUCAGUGCGGUAUCAGAUGGGCGUUCAUUCUGGCCAUCAUUGGUGUUGUCGAUUGUAUGGUAUUAUCCAUUUUGGCCUUUGUUUUGGGCACACGUUAUGUCAAACUAUUGCCCGAUCAGUAUCUCUCCAACGGAUCCACAUAUAAAGGUGAAGUGAACUCAGCGUUUAUGGCCGACAGCGGGAGUCGUAAAUCAUUGCAUUUACAGCCGGUUGUGAUGAUGUCGGGAGCGGUGGCCGAAGCCGAGCGCUUCUCCGAGUAUUCCCACCGAACCGGAAGAUCGCAUAAAUCCAAUGGUUUCCAUCACUCCUCCACUUUCAACAACUUUCAACUAUAGAUAUCAACCAAAAACCCUAUCAAUACUUUUCCAAAUAUAUAUAUUCUGGACUUACAUAACAAAUAAAGUCGAGAAUAAUUCAUUGUAUAUGAAAUCAGACACGU
Messenger RNA from Medioppia subpectinata, 542 nucleotides. The record is from the annotation of a GenBank genome assembly. Lineage: Eukaryota; Metazoa; Arthropoda; Arachnida; Sarcoptiformes; Oppiidae.